Molecule: messenger RNA, 15134 nt
Organism: Anopheles stephensi (Asian malaria mosquito)
Lineage: Eukaryota; Metazoa; Arthropoda; Insecta; Diptera; Culicidae
Product: protein boule
Exons: 6
Coding region: 1285-1818 (177 amino acids)
Molecular function (GO): RNA binding
Source: RefSeq, a predicted model, not a curated record
UUUAGUACUCAGUUUGCCAUUGUAUCGACCGUAUAGACCGUUGUGUUGUGUUGUUCCGUGUCGCGCCUUGUGUCCAUCUACAGCCAACUCAAUUCUCUGUGUGUGCGUGUUUAUGUGUGCAUUCGCGCAAGUGCGUGUGCCAUUUCAGUGUACAGCUUUCCGCGUUUCCCCUAAGCAAUAGCUAGAACGCUCCCGUCGAGCUCUCAAAUCCCAAAGUGAAUGACAACGACGACGAGGACACGGCGAAAGGGUGACCUAGAACAGCAGCAGCAGAAGCGGAUGGUGCAAAUUAAAGGCUGGUACUCGAAGUAAAAAUAUUGCAGCAUCAUCAGAACAACAGACGCAUAUAGAGAAACACAAAGACGCACCGUCAAGGAAGGAAUCUCGAACAAGCGAAAGGUGCAUUAAAGGACGAACAUUUGCUCUUGACGACGAGGCCGGUUGAAGGUGCAUUGUUAUUGUUGUAUUGUAUCCAACCUCCCGACGUGGAAAAAGCUUAACGCCGAAGACUUCCGGAAGAGUGUAGCCGGAAGCCGGAAGAACAAGACUGUCGUCCUUCCCCACCCAGCAACCCCCUGUAAAAGCCCGGUCAAAGUUGGACAACCGUUAAGGAGAGAGCACGAAAGACUCACUGAACGUGUCGUAGUGUUGUGCGAUUGUUGUUGCUGUAUAUUGUUGUUUUUUGGCUAAAUGAAUCAAAUUUGGCUGCUGUAGAGAGAGAGAGAGCGAGAGAGAGAGCAAAACAAAAACGGGCCUUCCAACAAACGGAAAACCAGCUCGUCGUGUUGUAACGACGAUCAAAGCAAAAGGAGAUUAAGACAAACCCCCGCUAAAGACGGUACGUUGCAAGUGUGUUCUACGAAUAGAGGUUCUCGUCCGAACGUUCAACCGGGCGCUAAGAUCAAAAACCUUCCUCUCCUAAGCUCACGAUUACGCUGAGUAGUAAAAAGGCUUUCGUUCUCACUCCUGUGAAAAGCACGCUUUUAUCACGCCGCUCGGUAAAGCAGUAAUUAAGCAAGAAAGGGUUUUGGUAGGGUAAAAACACACCCCCGUAUACCACUCUUUCUUUGCCUCUUGCCAACACGCUCUAGCAGCAGGUGGUUUGCACCCGUUGAAGAAAAAAAAACCCCACAUACACACACGACAAGCGCCACCUGUUCCGUGGUUCCCCGAGGACGGUUCGGCGUAUCGGCUAUAGAGCGGCCGUCUAGUCUACACUUUUCGCGCAAGGUAAAAUCCUCCCCCGGCCUCACGACGGAUCCGUAUCCGGCAGCACUGCACAAAAUGUCCAUACCGACCCCGGCUGGACAGCUUGACGGGGCCCUGGCGGCCCCCAAGUACGGGACACUCAUACCCAACCGGGUAUUUGUCGGCGGCAUCAGUGGCGAUACGACGGAAGCUGAGCUGUGCCGUCUAUUUUCAUCGUACGGCAACGUCAAGUCAACGAAAAUCAUUGUGGACCGGGCGGGCGUCAGCAAAGGGUACGGUUUCGUCACGUUCGAGACGGAGCACGAGGCACAGAAACUGCAGAACGAUUGUGAUUGCAUUGUCCUGAGGGAUCGCAAGCUAAACAUUGCGCCGGCCAUCAAGAAGCAGACACUGUGCGCCACGAACGGUGCCGUGUACUAUGCCGCCACCCCGCCAACGCCAGCCAUCAACAAUAUUCCGAUCGAGCAGUUCGCCACAGUCUACCCGCCAGGUGUGCCAACCAUGUAUCCUCCAACGUUGCCGUAUCAACCGUUCUACCAGUACUACAGUGUGCCAAUGAACGUUCCCACCAUCUGGCCUCAGAACUAUCAAGGAAUCUACCCUUGCUAAGCGGCAAAAGGCUGCUGCAGUACGACGUGCGGAAAGCGACGUUAAAGCGUAGUGUAAAGAAACAAAAACACAACACAACAAAUGAUAAGACUAUAAGCGACUAUUAUUGAGACGACGAGAGAACAGCUUCCUGCUACAUCCGAGCGGACUACCGAGCGACAAAGGCGACGGAUGGAGCAACCACAUCACGAACAAAUCUUAUUUAUUAUCAUGAGUAAUAUUUAUACAAAACCUCUAGUGGAGUGGUGCAACCCAGCAGCAGGACAGACAAGAAGUGGCGUAAAAAGGGACGAUUACAAUCUAUGUGUAAAAAAGGGGAAGAAAAAAGUGUCAUUAGAAUCGGCCGAACGCGCCCUUAGGAUACCCACAUGAGCAGAGCAAUAUAAGCAUUAUACAGUGAAACAAACAAAAAAUCGGAGCAAAGCACUGCAAGACAAACGAGUGCAUCGGAGGGAUGCACAUUUGGUUAGCAAAAAGGUAAUUAGUUACGGUUUUGUUACUGUACUUAAUUUGUAUGUAAGCUGUAGGAUAUACUGACAGAUGCGAACGCUGUCGCAGUAUUGCUGCACCAAUGCGCGAUCACCACCGGCGAACGAUUUAAGUGGCGGCAGGCCUCGAGAUGUGAUUUUUUCUUUGGCACAGCAGCUGUUAGCUAGUCUUUUCUGCCUCUGAACAACAGGGCGAAUGUCGUACGAGAGCGCGGCGUUCCUAGUUAUCAGUCACAUUCAGCAAUAAACACAUCAUUUUAAGGGAGAAUGGGCUGGAUUAUGUCGCAACAUACUCACAGCGGCACACAUCACAUGAAAACCCAUUUAACCGCCGGAAGUAAAAGUCAAAGUUGUCUUUGGUCCUAUGGUUUUUUUUGUGCACAACAUCCUUUUGCCGCGUGUUAACCGUCCCCGAAGCCACGAUGUCAAAUGAUGAAAGCGGAUGAUGAUGUUGUGGAAAAGUUUUGAUAUCAAUGCUCUUCUGGCGUAUGCAGUCGGUCGCUUCCUGCCCGAAAGGAUGCAAAAGGUGGAAGCGAAAGAUAAUGUAACACUGCGAAUGACUGCGUCGAUGGUUGACAGGCUGCUGCCCGAAGGAUGGGCGUCGCUGCCUCAUUAUGCGUUAAUAUUGUCAGGCAUCGCACGGCAGUUCAGUGCGGCACCGAAGGGUACCGAAGAGGCUCUGAUGCGAGUUUUUUUUCCCGGGCAAAGAUAUAAGCCGCGUGAGUAAGCGAAAAAGCAAACAGGAACAUCUUUCGUCGGUGGGAAUAGAACAGCCCGCCGUAUGCGAGCAGAAUAGAACGAGAAAUGUGGCAAACAAAAACUAGGUGCACGAGAGAUUCCAUUUACAUCAAAACGCUCCCACCACCGGUACGCCGCAUUUAGGAACACAUCCGGACACGCGUGGAGGUUGAAUGAUGUGUUCGACGCAGCCAUCAUGAUGGUGGCUUUCGGUACGGCGGAUCGAAGCGUAUUUUCCAACCGUGGAGCAGCAAAAAAAAGCAGCGAACAAUAGAAGCGCAGAAAAAACCCCCCUAGUGUACGGAAUUAACAUAGAAACACACAUUUUCCACUCGCACACACUCACAAAAGAAAGGCACAACAUAGCGCGAAGCCUCGAAGGAUAAUGCUUCAGCCCCGGCAGGCGUGCGCUAGGACAAAGAAAGAACGUGCGGAAGAAGCUCCGGUUGUUUUGUGCGAACACUUGUAUCCAAACCGUAGAGAAGCUAUAGACAGGAAGGCCAAAGACAAAGUUGGAGCGGGAUGGGAGCGCUACGCAAACAAACCAAUGCGUAGCGGAGCGGAACGAGAAUGGGUAGGACAGAAAAGGCCGAAAGUCGGGAAUAGAAGAAAAAACAGAACAGCACGAACGGUGGAAGCAUUAUGUGUGAGGGCGAGAGCGAGAGAGAUUGCGAGCGUGUGGCGACAGUAAGAUGGCAAUCCUCUGCAUGUUCCGGCCGACGGUAACUUGAAUCCUGCUUGAAAAUGUGUCCCCGGAAAAACGCUAGAAACCGGUGGUGAAAGGUGAAAAGCACGCUUUCCCAUGACGAUCGCACGCUGGAUGGAUGUGUUAUGUUUUUUUCGGCUGUUCAUUUUUUGGGUCUAUUGUUGUCCGUUGUCUCCCGUACUUACGCUGGUCGUACUCGAGUUGGAUCACCGAUUCGGGGGGAGGAAAAAACCCGCCGGCGUGCGUGUGUGCAUUUGAAGAAAAUGUGCCACAGUUCACAUCGAUCGGUGCUUGUGUGCGGUGUAGGAUAAAGGGAACGGGGGUACGCUGAACAUGAUUCUAAAAGCGCGUAGUUGAAGCAGAAGCUCAUCAAAUAAUUACUUAGACAGCGCAGGCAGCAGCAUCCUAACACACCUAAGGCCGAUAAUAAGAUUUACAUGAGUGAGAGUAGAAUGCGUAAUUGCAACUUUUGCUUUAGCUCUUUCCAAUUUUACGCGCGCCCAGCAGUGGGAUGUAAUGUGAUAUUGGUGUGAACGGUGUGCGAUUCACCGUGUACCGCCACAACCAUUCGAGCCUGUUCAGCCUAGCUCCCGCAGCAAGCAGGGACAGUUGUCGUUUUAGAAACCCCCGUUUAGCAAACAGUGGUCAAAAGCAAAGCAAUACAGAGAGAGAGAGAGGGAGAUGGAGGGAGAAAAAACAAUGUAAAAAGUUCGCUUUUAUCCGCGUUUUUUUUGCGUUCAAAACUACACCUCCGCUCCACUGAGGAAUGGACAAUUACGUGCGAGCUAACCCAAGUACAGCAACACAUAUAUCGAACUGUUGGCAUCUAGCGCAGAAGCAAAGCACAAUGCAAUAUCUAUAUAAAGGGAAAAAAAGAUAAUUUAACACAACUGUCUCAAAUAGCAAAUUACAGCAUCGAGCUCUAGUACGAAGUGUACUGUGACAAUUACUUAAACUUUUAGCAGGUGCAGUAAGCAACCACUCUCAAUCCAAAUUUUUUAGGUGUGUAGUGCAGACACAAAUCAAAUUUAAAACCACAAACACCCCCUCUACAUUAUUGUAGCAAUGAUAUUAGUGCAGAAACUUUACGAUAUGUUGGUGCGCGGAAACGGUUUUUUGGUGCUACCAUGUGCGAAAGUAUUUUGCAUUUGCAGAAAACAGGGCAGAAAAUAGUGUCCGGAAUGCCACACGGAGAAAAUGAUUAGCAAGUGAUCCAUCAAGGUCACCAUCCGGGGCCCUUCCGAUUUUUCUUUACGCCCCCAAUGUUUCGGGGAAAGCUGUUACGCAAAUUGGGCCAUGAUUGAUGGCGACAGGCGAAUUGGAAAUUUCCACCGCUACGCGCUGCGUUUCGAUGUGCUGGUGGAUGCUGCUCUUCUGGUACGGGAAGAAAAAGCUGUAAAGAUGUAGAGCAAUUGCCUACGAUACCGAGUGGUAGCGCACCGUUACUUAGUAUGAAACGGCCACCUGGACGCCUUCUAGUGAUGGUCGGUUUUAGUUUCAAUUCUGGAUCUCCUAGAUACGAUGCAUCUUGCCUGCACGAUCUUUACUUGCAUAGCGUUUCUGUGCGUUCUUGCCCCCCCCCCCCCCCCACACACUUACGCGAGAUUCGCCAUAGUACAUUAGUAUUGCCGCUAGAGGUCGCUUCGGUCGGUUUUAGGUUUAGUCGCAUAAGCAUAAGUUGAAGCUUGUUUUGAUGUUGACCUGUACUGUUGGUGCAGUGCGGUGAAUGCUCUCCGUGGAUCGUGAGGGCAGAGACCCGAAGGCUGUUUUGCUGCAGGUGUGGAGAGAGCUUAAGCAGCUGUGGUAUCGAUAUGGAAACGAUGGCAAUAUGGCUGCCGCCAUCUAGCGGGCGGCAGUGCACCGUAGUAGACAUAUUUAACUAAGACAAAUAACACUCAGAAAAAAAAGCAAUUAGCCCCAAUAGCUUAGAGAGAGAGGGAGAGAGAGAGUGAGUGAGAGAAGCGUUUAGGGGGAUAUUGAGAAGACUGGCUGCCUCCAAGGAAUAGGUGCAGAACGCGGCAGGUGGCAAAUGUGGCCGGAGGGCGUUCUUGUUUGUGAAAUAAUGAUUCUCGCUGCCAUGCUGAUCAAUCAGGUUUCAAAUCAGUUUAAAGAAAAAAAGCAGAAAGCCCCGCUUUAGUUUCAUUAUAGUCACAUUUUGUUUCUCUACUGCUUACUGGUUAAUAAUGCGUCCUCUUUCGUUGAUUAAUGGCUUAACACGUGGUUGUUAGUGUUGGACGGUACCUGUUUUGUUACGUUAAAGACAAUGUUGAUGCGGCAAAUCGUUAUCUGUUGCUUGCUAAAACUGGUUCAACCGUUUUGCUCUGUUGUACCCCGUGCGGUUAUCAUUUAUUUUUGUUUUGUUUGCAUAUGCGUCUUUAUUUGUUUGAUUUCAUCGGGUGCAGAGUCGUUGGUUCAUCGCCGAAAAGACACUUCCCAAUAAGUCACCCUUCCCUGUUGUGCGUGUGGAAGCGUGUCGAGCAUUUUAAGUUGACGCUUGGAGGAGUGCUUGUGAGUGCAUUACAUUAAACCGUAGACGAAAUCAACGGAAUGCGAUAAUGAGACUGCGUUAAACGUGGUAAACCCCGAACAUGAAAGACAAUGAGGCAAAUGAUGGCAGGUUGGCAGUGUCGUUUUGGUAAUUGUUAGUGAAAAAAGAGAGAGCGAGAGAUAACUCUUUAUUAUUUUAAGAGCAAACUCUAAACGGGACGAUAACCAUAAGCCGUAAUAAGUUGUAAGUGAGAGGGAGAAUGAGGUGGGGGAGAAAAUGAAACCAUAAUCUAAUAUUCUAGUGAAUAAAAUAUUGUAGCAAACAAAAAAAGAAACAAAUAACAACACAAUUUAAACUGAUACAGCUGUAGCGAUGUAAUGAAUAGCAGAAAGCCAAACGUUACAGUCGAAUGAAGCGAGACAGAUAGACAGAACGGGCGACGGAAUGCAAUAUAAAAGAAAGCAUAAAAAAAACACAUAAAUCAUCUUUAAAACAAUCUCGUAGACAAAGGGCGAGUUUUUAUCGAAUUAUUUGUUUUUUGUUUGAAGAUGAUCGAUAACCGUGAUCAUGACCGUGAGACGAGAUGACAGUGCUCUAAAACAACAUGGCGUCUAAACUUUAGUAGCGAGCGAACAUGGGAGGGAGAACAUGAAGCAAAGUAUAAAUCACAUCACACCACACACCCAGUAACAUCGAAAACAAAAUGGUAGUCAGCAACAUGUAGAUGUAGACACACCGCCCCGUAGCAGGGAAGAAGUACUCUUCUUCUACCACUCACCAGAUCAUGUGAUGCCACCCCGGCACGUGCACAGUGUUAGGUUUAUUAGUAGGGCAGUUUUGUUAGGGCAGCAGCAAACGUGUCAACGCAACAACCGCACCGCCAUUAUGAGCAAAGGUGAAGCCAUUCCCCGCCUGAUACAAUGUGAUUUGUACGAGAGGAUCGGGCCGGUGAUGAUCGUCACCACCACGAACCACACACAUAAGCAUAAGCGAGCCACAGAAAAUUCUUUCGUCACAGCGCGGCGUACAUCAAAAGAAUAUUCACACAUACAAAAAAAGGAGUGGAAAAAUAAACCCCCUCGCCCCCCACCACAUACAUCAUGAGCACGCACUAGAGAUGCGGUACAGUUGUAAGCGGCGGAAAAAAUAUAUAUCAAAGGUUUCAAAACAUGCAAACAGCAAAAAAAAAAAAUGGCAAGAAAUGUUUUGAUAUGAAAUUUAUUGUUAUUGUUGAACCAGAACCCCCAAGGUGUGUUGGUGCGUUUGUUUGCGUGCGUGUGUGUGUGUGUGUGUGAGGUGUGUGUGAUGGUGAAAACCCGGAAUGGAAAACAACGUCGCUGAAGAUUACCAGAGAAGGUGGACAAAAUGGAUCGGGAAAGAAAAUUUCCCCACACACACACGCGCACUCACUCUUGGAGGUUGUUGAUUAGUGCGCCAUUGUUAGAAGCGGAGUAAGAGCGGCGGUUCGUGUGUUAUUAUUUCGAUUUUUUUUAAAGUGAGAUCAAAACUCACCCCGCCCCUCACCCAUGGAAAUGGAUAAUGGGGGUGCAAUGCGAAGAAAGAACAAACCAUAAACCCGAUUGGUAAACCCAAAAGUAAUCUCUUUGUGAUAAAUUUGCCAAAACAUCUUAACAAGAACGAAAACAGCAAGAAAUUAUUCAACUCAUUAGCGCACAAACCACACACACACACACCUGGACAUUCUGUGCUGGCAGCUAAGGUUAGCUUGUGAAAAGACUCCUUCUGCUCUAUGUGUAUGUGUGUUGGAUUUUUGUUUCAUUUUUAUAAUAAAGAAACUAAAAAUUGUUUGUCUCCUAGAUGUUUUACUCGGUCAGAAUCAGAUUGGCGAAUCAGAUGGCUUCCAUUAGACGACGGUAAUUUUAUUUUUACCGUGUUUAGGGACACUUUUUUUCAACGAUGAUCAUCAUCAUCAUCAUCAGCAGCACUACCACCAGUUAUCUCACGUAGUUUGUGAAGUAAAAUUACUAUUCAUCUCACCACAAACAUCACGCAGCUCUGUUGCAAACUGUAUGGGCGAUAUGUGCAAAGGAGAAAUGAUCAGUUUAUCCUUCCAAUAAUGUGCGCUAUUUGUACGUAUAGAUACGUUUAUUAUAUUAUUUCAUUGCAAAUUGCAAAUAGCGUUGGAUAACACAAGGUGGAAGAAAUCAUUAUUCACAGUCACGAAUCAAAGCUUUUAUAAGUUCUUGUUCACGAACCAUUUUGUUGGACCGGUCAGCCAGACUAUGCGGCUGACCUGCUGCUGCUAAUGCGAACGCUUCUUACGCUCUUUCCACUGUUGGUUGAAAACACAAACCCAAAAGCACAACCAUCAAACGAUCUGGCAAAAACUGUCGUUACUUCAUCUCACACUUCAUCCGGUGGCGAAACGAACGAGGCAGAAACAUAAAAAAAAAUCACCCCAUGCAUCUAGACAUGGUCGUGUGUGUUGUGAGCCCCUUUCUAAGGUAGACGAUCUAAGGAUAAACCUUACUCGACGCAGACUUCUUUCAUUAGCGAGGAUCGAUCGAGUACGGCUGGAGACGAUUGACGACGGGACGGGAGUGAAAUUUUAAAAACGAAUGUAUAAUGUGCUGUAGUAGUAAAACGGACGGACGGUAAACGUGUAAGGAAACCUAAGUAAACAAAGCAAAGCAAAACAAAACAAAACAAAAAAUACAUUAAUAAUAUUGUCUCUAUUGAGAUAUAAAAACAUAUUAUUUAUUUAAACAAAAGAAAACAAACACAUACACUAGUACGGCUAGCUGGUAUUUAGCAGAGGAAGACCGAACAAAAAAAUCACGAUGCGAUCGAGCAAAAAAAAAACUGGGGCAGAAAAGCAAAGCGGCAGAGUAACACAUAAAAUACAAGAAAUUCUAGCCAGACGAGAACAUGAAAAGAAUGAACUAAAGUCUAAUUUAUUUAUAUAAUAAUAUACUAUAUACAGAUAAAAACAAAAAGUAAGCAAUAAAUACAAAAACAUGUAGACAACUGAUAAAGUCAACGGACAGGCAGAAAGGUAAAACUGAAAACACGAAAUUUAAAUCAUAACUACGUGAAAGGAGAGAAGUGAAACAAAAUAGAAAAAAAACACACACACAGAAAAACGUGAAGAUGCAUUACUAAAAAGAAAUAUUAUAAUCGAUAUAUACCAACACUUAUAUAUAUUACAUAUAUAUAUAUAUAUACAAGCAAACGAAGCUAGGAUGUAAGGUAAAUAGAGACAGGAAAGAAAAGGAAGGUGAAAAACGGAGAAAAAACUCAUUCAUUAUGUCAAUCCUCCACCCCCACACACAAAUGCGAUCGAGGACAAGGUGGUCAAACACAGACAAACCCAUACACAUAGUUCACGUAAUAUGCACACUCUCUCUUAAACCCGAAAAUCAACAUAACUCCUAGAUGGUUAGAAAUGUAAGGAAAGACACAACAACAACAAAAAAACCAAUGAAUAAAACUCACUCAAUCUUACCACGAACACACUUACACACAAGCAAAACACUUAAUCUAAUACAUGUACUGGCUACGGAGCCAACGGAAACGAUGAUAUUUUUUAAAAAUAUUAUACCUAUAUACAUACCGGAAUGCGGGCAAGGCAGAUAUAACUACGGAAACGUGAGUGUAUGUGUGUGCGUGCGUGUGUGCGUGUGAGCGUGUAGGCCGAAAGGAUGUUAUGAAACGCGGAAGUAUGGUGGAGGUAGUAAAAUUGAAAUGAUAAGCAUGUCGUGGCGUGUGGUCUAUGAUGGCUAUGAAGUGGGUAAAACAAAAAUACAUAAUUAGGAAAGUUAAGUAAUUUAUACAAUAACAAAAAAAAAAAGCAAAGCAAACCCGUCGAUAGCAAAUCGGGGUAAACAUUUGGAGUGAAAUCUAAAACAAGUAGAGCAAACGAAAUAAAUGAAGAAAAUAGAAAACCGCGCAUAUAUGAUAUAUAUAUACAACAAUAAUGGUAUAUGAGAUGUAAGGAAGAGAAGAAGUGAACAACUCAAAAACAAACAAACAACCCCCUUGUAGAGAUGAGAAAAAUAAUACAAACCCACACAGACAUACACACUCUUACACAUAAACGCAAAGUAAUGUAAUACGGUGAGAUAACACACAAACAAACCCCGUAAAAGAAAAAGAGAAAAAAAAACAUUAAAGGAAAACCUAACGGAUGAAAUGUAUUCAAACUGUCGGUGAUAUUUUUAGAUUAUAGCUAAUAAAUACAAAGGAAAGAAAUGUGUGUCACGAUGGUGUGGCACGGUCGGUAGUAGUGUGCGAAUGUCACGAAACGAAUAACAUAUAAUAAUACUAAUGUAAUUGAUAGUAAGUAAUACGCAAAGGAGGUUAAAUGGUAGAUGAGAAAAAGAGAAGGGAAUGAAAAAGGUAAAAAACAGAUAUGUCACACAGAGAAGUGUAGUAGGGAAGAAAGCACAAUAGGAAAAAAGGGACAGUAGACAAAAAGAUAUGUAAAGCGAGAGAGAGAGAGAGAGAGAGUGCAAUGUAGAGUGAGUGGAAUAGGAAAACAAAGGAGGGAAACGCCUAGGCACGUUUUUUAAACAUCAUCGCUACCGGAACCGCGUGGUGAAGAUAUAUGUUAUUCUCUGUUGUUAUACAGUUUUUCCUACAGUUUUUAGGAGGAAGUUUUUUGGGUGGAAUUUUUUUACAGAGCAAAUUGUGUUAUAUUGGCUUUUGCUUUAUUUUUUGUUUUGUUUGCUCAUCAAUAAGCAAAUAUUUGCAAACACAAGUCUAUGCUGCUUUCCAACUGCAAUUCUCUUCUCCAAUCAUUUUUGUUUUUAAUAUUAUCCCAGUGUUUUUUAAGUUAUAAAACCAUCGUCUAAAUGGUUAAAACAACGUCUCGGUUCGAGUAAAACAGACACCAAGUCGUAAAAAGCUUGAUUGUUAUAUUUUUACUGUGUUUUUGUUUUAAACGUGUGGACAGUUGCUUAAUGAUUUGGAAAACCCUGCAUAAUUGCAAUUUGUAACCAAAAAAAAAAGAUAAUUAAUUUUGUUGCAGAUUAUUUGUUACAAAAAAAAAUAUUUGAAAACAUUUUCAUACGCUAAAGGAUAUUCCGCUGGGCUUCUUCUAACGUUUUUCUUCUUUUGUGACAUUAUUGAGUCAACCCUUCUUUCAGCACCUUUUUACUUACAACAACAUUUUUUAAUCCCAAUUCUUUAUAGAGAGAUAGAGAGAGAGAAAUUAAAUUUAUAGAGAGACAGAUGGAGAGAGAGAGAAUGGUUCUCAGUAAAUUAUCAACCAAUGGACAAUAACGAAAAGGCAGAAAAGAUUUAAACUUUGCAAAUUGCAUCGAAAAAUGUUAGACAACUUUAUUGGAAUUUUAGAAAUUGGAUAAAUAAUCGAUCUUAACGCUAAAAUCUAAACGGGGAAAAAUGGAAACGAAAAAUUAUUUUUUUAAUUUUCUUAGUAUGUCGUACGGUCAGGGCAGCUAGGUUUAUGCACCCGGUACAGUGUGUAACACAACAACACUACUACAAACACUAUUACUACUACUACUACUACUACAACUACUACAAGGCCACACAGACUUAAGUGAAACAUUUAUACAAAACAUACCUAUGUAUACAACACGCACACAAAGGAAACACACACAAACACACAAAAAAACACUAGGAACACAACAAAUGUUUCUGGUUUCGAAGAAAAUUAGUUUUCGUUGCCAAAUCGGUUCGGUACUGGGCAGGAAGAUGAAAGGGAAGAACCACCAUCACACCAACAGCAAGGGCUAGGCUUGACCCUCACAUCGGGUUAAGGUUGGAAAUAGCGAAAAAAAACUCUCAGAACGCGUUGAAUAGGAAAUGAUAAUGUUGUAUUUUAUGCCAAUGGUAGAAGAAUUGGUACGGCGAGGAGCGCAGUGUGCAGCGUGUGAGGUGUAAGGGAAGCGGGAAGCGGAUUAGUAAAAUUUUAAUGCAAACGUAUCUUAGUAGAACAAUUUUGGGCCGGCAUGCACCGAGCGAGAAUACACCGGGGUUGCAUCGGGUGGAAAGAAUCAGCUCUUAUUUAUCAAACUUUAACUAUUUAAGCGCUCGUCUGUACUUUCCCGUUCGGUGGCGGUGACUUCCGUCAGUUGACGUGGCUGGAGUCUGUAAGGGGGGGAAGGAUAAGCAGCGAAAAAAAACUAUCCAACCAGAAGAAGGAAAACUUAUGUCGUUGUUGUUUUCUCUUUAGUUCUUUUUUUAGAUCUGUUUUUCAGUUCACUCCCAAGAAAGUCCGAAAUUAUGGUUUUUUUUUAUAUCACAAGUUCCGUGUUUUUUUUUUAAUGGUUUUAGUUCAUCCUGUCGGUAUGUUUUUAUUUCUUUAUUAUAACUUUUUUAUUUUUUAACUUUGUUUCGAAUUUUACUAUAAUUGUUUCUCUCUGAUUUUCUUGUUUUGUUUCGUUUUAGCCGCGAGAAGGAAGUGAAACUUUGUUUACAAAAACACAAAACACCUUAUAGGUCAAUCGAAAAGCAAUCCAAAAACUCCUAGUCCUCAUUAUCUAUUGUUGAAAAAAAACGGUUACCGGUCGCCUAAAGAUACAUGGAAACGGAGGGAAACUGAAGGAAAGAAAAAAAAGUGUGUGGGGCGAAUGUUUUUCACCGUGUGUUCAACGUUUGGGUGUUGGUGAUGGGUGGCGUGUAUCAAACCCAUCUUUAAUGGUUUGAUAGGAGGCCGCUCCUCUUGGUAAAUUCGAGGGGCUGUCAUCUAGGAAGAUGUGAGAUAGGUAGCGGAAAGCACAGAAGUCAACGCAAUAAACCGCAAGCGCAAAAUAAGCAUUCAGAAGGUGCGAGUAAAAAAGAGCGAUAAACAAAAAAGCAAGAAGAAAACACAUUAAGUACAUAUGGUUGUGUCAAACAAAAAAAAAACAUUAAACUAUUCAUAAUAGUGGAAGAUCGAACAGCAAAAAAAACAAACGUGCAGGUCGUCCUACAGGUCGGAAAAAAAUUGUAGCUUAUUAUCUUAACCAUCGACACACAUCGAGCACACAUCGUAGAAACUUUUUGUGUGGCAGAAUUAUGUUUUAAACUAAAUCAAAUAAUUUAACAUGCCUUAGUUUCAUGUUCCACUUGUAACGAGCUCUCAGUUCCAUUGGAUAUUGAAGUGAUAUUACUAUUAUUUGCAUACCGACCCGAUACAUCGAGACAGUUUAGCAAUUGAUUGUAAUUUUUUUUGCACGAAAUCCUUUUGAUUGUUCCUUACAUUGAUCAGAAUGAAAUCAUCGUAACCUUUCACUGCGCCACUGCGAAGCAAUACGUUGUCAACUUACAUCCAAUGUGCUGUUUUACAUCCAUAUACAUAUAUACAUAUAUAUAUAGAGAGAGAGAUAUACAACAAAACUACAUUAAGAUGAUCAAGCCUUCCAUACCUGUUGGUGGCAGUGUGUAGUAGCAAAGCAAAGCAAGAAACGAACAUUGAGAGGAUUUAAAUGGAAUGGGGAGUGAUCAAAGAGCAAACAAAAAGAAAAACGGAAAGAAGGAAACCUUAAUAUAUAAUAAGAGGCAACUAUGAAAGAUAUUUAUAUGAAAAGAAGGGUAACAAACAACCCUUCUCUCCCAUCAAGUGUAAGGCCAUGGCCUUUUCUUCAUUUUAUUGUGUCUUCGUAGAGCAUAUAUUGUAGAGGAAGAUACGGUGCAAAAAACUGCAGCAACAACAAAAAGAAAGGUAAACGAGAGAAAUAGACGAAAGAGGGCAGUUAUUAUGAACAUUAUUAUUACUAUUAUUGCUAUUAAAAAGAAUAAACCAGAAAAAAAGAAUAAUGUGAUAGAUUUAAAAAAAGUAUAUAAAAUGAAUAUAUUAUAUAUAUAUAUACAUACAUACAUACCUACCGCGUAUAAGUAUAAGUAAAAAACGCAUGAAAAACGAAGCACUAAAACGGGAAGAAAGAGAUGCAAAAAAACAAAAUCUAAAACUGGUAUAUAUACACAGCAACAACAUGAAAACAAAAAACAACUAUAUAUUACUAAUGGUAAAAAUGAAGAAAAAAAAAAGACAAACCCGACACAUACACAGUAACGAAGCAAGUACGUAGCGAAGUAGGAAAACAAACCUAAAAUGGGGAUGUGAAAGAGUGGAUAGAAGAGGGCAAAAGGAAGCUAUUAUAUUGGUCGGUUGGCGGAAAAUUUUUACUUCUCUCAUUGUAAACCAUGGCAGCAAAGCGAAUGUGGCGGUGCAACAACACAAGGCUCAAGCCCCCUGUCAACAACUACAACAUGCUCUUUAUACCUAUUAUAUACAUAGAUAUAUAUACAUACACACACACACACAGCUCCACAUAACAACACAAUUAUAACAGUAUAAAGAAAGAUGGAAGGAAUGGUCAAGUGAGCGAAAAACGAAGGAAACACAAACACCGUAACACAUAGCGCGUCAAUAAUGGUAUAUCUAUACACAGUGUACUUAGCUAAAGCAUACCACGAAGCACAAAGUGGAACACAGAGUGGACACUGGUCAAACAAAUAUUUCAGUAACAAAGCAAAGAAAAAACAAAACUUUCACUCUCACUCUCACUCUCUUUCUGUCUGUCUGUCUCGAUGUGUAAUCCCCUCACCCUGCGUAAGAAAGCACAAGCAGAAGGCUGCUUGCAAGUCUAUAAGAAAUAAGCACACUGAAAAGCAACACACAAAAAACACGAAUGAGCUAACGGAGAAGCAAACCGCUGUCAAUGUGAUACUGUGAAUGCUACUACUGUCCUGUGUUUGUUGCCCUUUGUUUAUUGUUACUUCAAAAUUGGGAUUUUCAUUCUUUUUGCCAAUUUAUUUAGUUAUUUUUUUAUAUUAAAAGUAAAAACUGAACUAAUUUAUAAUAAUUAGAAAAAAAAACUUCGAACCGUUUUCUUCUUUUUUUUUCGCUUAAAAACCACAUCAGUUAACAAAUAAAAUGUAACACUUGACACGAUCGCUAACAAAAACGAGAAGCUAACAUACAAGC